This is a messenger RNA of Hibiscus syriacus, 1309 nucleotides long. Its product is annotated as GDSL esterase/lipase At5g33370-like. The coding region runs from base 14 to 1123 and encodes 369 amino acids. The record is from RefSeq and is a predicted model, not a curated record. The transcript has 5 exons. NCBI's taxonomy places the organism in Eukaryota, Viridiplantae, Streptophyta, Magnoliopsida, Malvales, Malvaceae. Gene Ontology annotation, molecular function: hydrolase activity, acting on ester bonds.
CUUUGGUUUUCUUAUGACAAUAUCAAUGGCUUCUUUGGCUUUGUCGAUGGUCUUGGCUUUGUCAAUGGCGGCCUUGGGGUGCAUAGCCGCUGUUGCCGAGGCUCGAGCUUUCUUCAUUUUCGGGGAUUCACUUGUCGACAGCGGCAACAAUAACUACCUUGAAACCACGGCUCGUGCUGAUUCGCCACCUUACGGCAUCGAUUAUCCGACGGGAAGACCCACAGGGCGUUUCUCUAAUGGCCUUAACAUCCCAGACCUGAUUGGUAAGCAAAUCGGUUUAUCAGAAUCACCAUUGCCAUAUUUGAGCCCAGAUUUUAAUGGGAAAAAGCUGCUUGUUGGUGCCAACUUUGCUUCAGCUGGUGUGGGAAUACUUAAUGACACUGGAGUCCAAUUUGUAAAUAUACUGAGAAUGUACAGACAGUUGGAGUUAUUUCAAGAAUACAAGCGAAGAUUAUCGACUCUGGUCGGAUCGAAGCAAGCUCAUCGACUCGUAAGCCAAGCACUCGUCUUGAUCACCGUCGGCGGUAACGAUUUCGUCAAUAACUAUUACUUGGUCCCCUUCUCUGCGAGAUCCAGACAAUACAGUUUGCCUGAUUAUGUCAAGUUCCUCAUUUCCGAGUACCAAAACCUCUUGAUGAAACUAUACAAACUGGGAGCACGAAGGGUACUUGUGACGGGCACCGGACCGUUGGGAUGUGUCCCGGCCGAACUGGCGAUGAGAGGUAACAAUGGCGGAUGCUCGCAAGAACUACUACGAGCAGCUUCCUUGUACAAUCCACAGCUUGUUGAAAUGAUAAAUGGACUCAAUGCUGAUAUUGGCAAAGAUGUUUUCAUUAGUGCAAAUACUCAAAGAAUGCACAAUGAUUUUGUUUCGGACCCCCAAGCCUUUGGAUUUACGACAUCGGAAAUAGCAUGUUGUGGGCAAGGACCUUACAAUGGACUAGGUUUAUGCACUCAGUUAUCGAACUUAUGUCCGAACAGAGAUGUGUAUGCGUUUUGGGAUCCGUUUCAUCCAUCGGAGAAGGCUAACAGAUUGAUUGUGGAGCAGAUAAUGAACGGCUCUAAUCAUUACAUGCACCCCAUGAAUCUCAGCACUGUCAUGGCCUUUGAUUCCAGAAUUUGAACAUUAAAUCUCUUUUUUCUUCUUCUAGAAAAUGUUUAGGGUGUUCUUCAAUAAUUUGUUUCUUCAACUGUCGUGUGUUUCAACUUGUUUAAUUGUUUUGGCUUUUGUCUUGAAUGUGAUGGAAUUUAGUAGAUUGUGAUGUUGGAAUUAGACAUACCUUUGUAAUGAAUUUAUGAUUAAAAUUAG